Messenger RNA from Sporisorium graminicola, 1656 nucleotides. RefSeq lists its product as uncharacterized. The transcript has a single exon. The coding region runs from base 1 to 1656 and encodes 551 amino acids. Gene Ontology annotation, molecular function: histone acetyltransferase activity. The record is from RefSeq and is a predicted model, not a curated record. Lineage: Eukaryota; Fungi; Basidiomycota; Ustilaginomycetes; Ustilaginales; Ustilaginaceae. Gene Ontology annotation, biological process: regulation of DNA-templated transcription.
AUGGCACCUCGCCCUCAAAAGUCAACGAGCGGUACACCCGGUGCUUCGGGCACGCCCGGCCCAGAUGAAGGUCCGCAGAUCAGUCCAGGUGGAACGUAUGGACUGGAAGAUGUGGUGAUCGGUUGCAAGGCGUUUGUGCAGAAGCCCGACGUGGUCACCGGCGAGAUGGAAGAGAGGCAAGCCGAGAUCCUCUCGAUUCGCGAGAAGCCCAAACCUCGCCUCACAAAGAAACAGCAAGCCGAGCUGGCCACCAAGCCGGCACCCACGUUGGAAGAGAAGCUAGAGUAUUACGUCCACUACUGCGAGUUCAACAAGCGUCUCGACGAGUGGGUCAGCGGCACUCGCCUCAUCACUUCACGCGACCUCGAGUGGCCAAAGAAGGAAUCUGCCAACGACAAGACGAAGCGCAAAGUCGUUCGCACCAGCAGCGGCACCUCGACCCCUUCCACCCCGCUCACACCCACCGGCAAAGGCAAUCGCGGCGCCGGUGCCACCAACUUGCUCAAAAAAGCUGCCGCUCAGGCCGCCAAGAAUGUCCAGGCCGACUCGGGCGACACAUCUACUGCACAGAGUGGCCGUGGCGACUCCGCCGAUGCAGAUGGUGACGACGAAGAUGGCGCCGUAGUUGCCAUGGAGAUGAUCGGCGGUGCCGACCAGAAUGAGCAGGACGACGUCGCCACCGAGAGCAACGGCGGCCUCACCGCCUCCCUCAACGCCAAUAAAGCCCAAGAGACAUUCAGCAAGAAGCAAGAGAUCGAGAAGCUACGUACGUCCGGCUCGAUGACACAGUCUGUCAGCGAGGUGGCCAGAGUCAAGAACUUGAACGCGAUCCAGAUGGGCAAACACACUGUCGAUGUGUGGUACUACUCAGCCUAUCCGAUCGAGUACGCUCACAUCGACACCUUAUACAUCUGCGAGAUGUGCCUGUCUUUCUUCCCGUCGUCCUUCAUUCUAAAACGACAUAGGAUGAAGUGUUCGUUGCAAACCCCUCCAGGCAAUGAGCUGUACCGCUCAGAGGACAUCUCUUUCUUCGAGAUUGAUGGACGCAAGCAACGCACAUGGUGCCGUAAUUUGUGCCUACUUAGCAAAUGCUUUCUCGACCACAAGACGCUCUACUACGACGUCGACCCUUUCCUGUUCUACUGCAUGGUCAAGCGCGACGACACGGGAUGCCACCUUCUCGGCUACUUCUCGAAGGAAAAGGACUCGGCAGAGAACUACAACGUCGCAUGCAUCUUGACUUUGCCUCAACAUCAGCGCCACGGAUACGGCAAACUGCUCAUCGAGUUCUCCUACGAGCUGUCCAAGAUCGAGAAGAAGCUGGGAAGCCCCGAGAAGCCGCUCUCCGACUUGGGCUUACUCAGUUACCGCGCCUACUGGGCUGAAAUCAUUGUGGAGCUGCUUCUCAAGACCGAAGAGGACAUCAGUAUCGAUGAAAUCGCGCAAAAGACCGCUUUCACUCACGCCGACAUUCUACACACCUUGACCGCUCUCAACAUGGUGAAAAGUUACGCGGGUAAGCACAUGCUGGUUCUUUCGGACUCGGUCAUCGCCAAGUAUGCAAAGAAGAAGCCUCGAGUACGUAUCAAUCCCGACAAGCUUCGCUGGUCACCGCCAUCGUAUUCCCGCCAGCAGCUCAUGUCGUAUGGCUGGUAG